UGUCACCAUUAAUGGGGCUAAUAAUCAAUAACGGCUGGAAAAUAUCAGUAGAGGAUAUUAUUAAUAUCGUUCAAAACUGGAUACAAUAUUCAAUUGUGUUUUGGUCUCAGUUUUUGAAACUAUUUGCAUUAAUCGAAAUAAUAUUUGAGAUCUGGUGUUUAGUGGAUAAAGAAGGGUUUAGUAAGAAAUUCAGCAAUUGGAAACUCAGUUUAUCUGACAAAAAAUUAAUGGAUAUUGAUGAGUUUAAUUAUAUUGUUAAUCAUUAUUUUGAUGUUAACUUGGAAUUUAUUAAUUUUUUUGAGAGAUUGAGGUCAGAUAAUUAUGAUACAGUUUUGAAGGAAAUUAAAGGUUUCAAUCAGGAAUUGAAUAACUUGAGACAGUAUUAUAAAUCCCAAAAUCUUUUUCAGUUGAUUAAUUGGAGAGAUUUUGAGAAUUCAAUUGUUGAUUUUGAACUUACAAGUCAAAAUGAUAUAAAUAUAAAUAUGAAUGAUAUUGAAAAUAAUUCAUUACUCGCUAUUUCAUUUGGUAAAUCUGAUAAAAGAGAUGAGUUUGGUAAGAUUGAAUAUCUUUUCAUUUUGUUUAAAAAAGGAUUAGUUAUAACUGAACUUCAAUGGUUUGAAACGUUUUUGCAAUUAAAAGUCGAUCAAAAUCCAAUCAUUUUUGAUAAUAUAAAGUUUGAAGAAGUAAAAGAAGUGAAUGAAAUUGGUGAAAUCAGUGAUUUUAGUGAUAAUAGUAAGCCAUAUUCAUAUUUAGAAGAUGAUAGUUUAUAUGAUCAGAACAAACCUCUUACAUUAAUUUAUAUUACAGAUAUUUCAAAAAGUGACACACUCAUUACAUAUAAUUGCUAUUACUCUAUUUAUGAGUUCCAUAAAAGAUUAUUAAAACCCUUCAAUGACUAUCAAAAGAAUAGAACCAAGAAGAAAACAAAAGAAAAUCAACUGCUUUGGAAUAAAAAUGAUAGUAACAGUGAUUCAAUUCCAAAUCUUAGUGCUGACGACGAAAAAUUGUUACAAGAUUUACUCAGUGGUAAAAUACUUGGAAAAAAAGAAAUUAAAAAAACAUUUAUUUGAAAUUUUUUCAUUUUUUUCUGGAAAACUUUUCUAUCGGUGACUGACCUUUAUGAAAAUGUUAAUAUUUUUAGUAAAAGCAC
Ascoidea rubescens DSM 1968 is the source of this 1150-nucleotide messenger RNA. RefSeq lists its product as uncharacterized. Bases 12 to 1070 code for a protein of 352 amino acids. Lineage: Eukaryota; Fungi; Ascomycota; Saccharomycetes; Ascoideales; Ascoideaceae. The record is from RefSeq and is a predicted model, not a curated record. The transcript has a single exon.